Drosophila miranda is the source of this 2970-nucleotide messenger RNA. RefSeq names its product endoplasmic reticulum metallopeptidase 1. NCBI's taxonomy places the organism in Eukaryota, Metazoa, Arthropoda, Insecta, Diptera, Drosophilidae. Gene Ontology annotation, biological process: proteolysis. Gene Ontology annotation, molecular function: metalloexopeptidase activity. The record is from RefSeq and is a predicted model, not a curated record.
UUUAUAUUUGUAUUUAUGUAACGCAUUGAAUCCAGUUCCCCUGACGAUCACAUAAAUUGAACACUCUGCAGUAUGUCACCCGACACUCGACCACCCAAUAUCGUGGUGCAUUUACAUAUGUGCCUAGUUCUUACAUUCGUACAUAGAUGAAGGGCACUAAUGCUGAUUCGUGCAUGUACUCUGUAGACAAACAAUCACUUCGACACUCCGAUGCUCGCUCAAGUCUUAGCCUAAGCCAAUCAGUCCUUCUCCACACUGCAAAACGAUCGGUUCUUUUUACUGUAAAGUAUUCAGUGUUUAUUUAUUAGAAGAGUUCUUUAAUAACAGUGAAUUAUUUCUUAGAAUAUGUUCAUCAAAGAUAAUAAGAUGUCAUUCUCCGCCGUUGACAUAACCACCGAAAAGGAUGGGGGGAAAUCUAGGGAUAAGAAAUGGCCCUGGUACGGAGCACCCAUCUAUGCGGCCAUCUGCUUUGCACUCUUCUAUGUGUCCGUCCUGCCCAGAUUCUACUCGUACCCCGACAUGCUGUACCAGGGCGACGAGGCCCAGCACCCAGAUGAGUUCAUCGGGGAGCGGUCAAUGAAGCAGCUGGCAGAGUACGCGUCCAUUGGAAACAAGAUGAGCGGCUCGAUAGCCAAUGAGGUGCACACAGUCAAUUUUCUGCUGAGGGAGUUGCAGAAAAUUGUGGUCGAGUUGCGCACCGACCUUUACGAUAUCGAGGUGGAGAAGCAGUACUCCUCGGGCUCCUUCUACCUCUGGGACAUGGCCAUGACGUACACCAAUCUGUCCAAUGUCGUGGUAAAGAUCACCCAAAAGAGCCAACAGAACGAAAACUACUCGGAGGUCGGAACGCCGGCGGUCAGUGAUGACGGAGUCAUGGUGGUAAUCAUGCUAGAAGCUCUGCGUGUAAUCUCACGCUCGGAGAAGACACUGGCCCAUCCUGUCGUCUUCCUCUUCAACGGAGCCGAGGAGGCCUGUAUGCUGGGGUCACAUGGCUUCAUUACGCAGCACAGAUGGGCACCCAAUUGCAAAGCCCUGGUCAACCUGGACUCGGCCGGCGCUGGCGGACGCGCGAUUCUCUUCCAAAAGGGGCCCCAUCACCCGUGACUGGCCAAAUACUAUCACCAGAGCGCGGCUCAUCCGUUUGCGAAUUCGAUGGCAGAGGAGCUCUUCCAGAACAACUUUAUACCCUCGGACACGGACUUCCGUGUCUUCCGCGACUACGGAAGUCCCGGCCUGGACAUGGCUCAUGCCCUAAACGGCUACGUGUACCACACCAAGUACGACAACUUCAAGAACAUAGACCGAGGCACCUACCAAUCGACGGGUGAGAAUGUGCUACCCCUGGUUUGGGCCCUGGCCAAUGCCCCCGAAUUGGAUGACACCGCCGCAAAAGAGGGUCACACGGUCUUCUACGACUUCGUGGGCUGGUUCAUGCUCACCUACACAGAAUCUGUGAGCAUUGCCAUCAACGUGACUGUUUGCCUGAUAUCCCUGGCGUGCAUCGGCAUUUCCGUCUACCUAAUGACAAUGGACAACGGGGCAGAUGCGGUCAAGGCCGUGUUCCUGCGAUUCGGCAUCAUAUUCUUGGUUCAAGUGGGAACGGUAUUUGUGGCCUGUGGCCCAACCAUUCUCCUGGAUGUCUUCAUGCAGGCUGUGGGCCUGUCGGAGUCCUGGUACUACGGACACUGGAUGAUCUUCGGACUGUACUUCUGCAGCCUGUUCUUCGUGCUGGGUCUGCUGCCCGCCAUCUACAUUGGCUGGACGAAGCGGAAGAGCAACAUGAAGCUGGACCAGACCAUAGCCUGCUUCAUGCACGCACACUGCAUUGUGAUGAUCGUUUUGUGCAUCAUCAUGACCAGUCUGUCCAUUCGCUACUUCCCCAUGAUUAGCAUCUUCUUCUACACGAUCUCGGUGGUUGUGCAGACUACCCUCAAGCUCUCCCUGAAGAAGAGCUACUUUGUGACGAGCCACUUAAUCUGCCAGGUCCUGCCCUUCAUUUACUACACCUACAUGUGCUACGCGAUUCUGAUUGUGUUUUUGCCUAUGCAAGGUCGUGACGGCCCCGACAGCAGUCCCGAUGUCCUUGUCUCCGUGUUCAUCAUCUAUAUGUCUGUGCACUUUGCUGGAUUCAUAAUCCCCAUUAUGCACAAGUUCCGCAAGCCCAAGAUUAUUUUCUCCAUCUUUGGAGUAUUAACCAUCAUAUUCAUUAUACUGGCCACGACAUCCGCAGGAUUCCCCUUCGUCAAGGAGCUGGCACCACAACGAUAUUAUGUCCUGCACACCACGCGAACAUUCCACAAUGCGGACAAUACCGUCAAACAAGAUUUUGGCUUCUAUAUACAACCCCCCCCCCCCCCCCCCCCCCCCCCCCAAAAUAGAGAGCCCUCCAGUUGGACUGAUGCUUCCUGUGCUGCCGAGCCAUUCUGCGGAUUGCCCAUCUACAGUGGUCGCUGGAUUGACUGGAAGGACUCGGCUCGGUGGAUAUAUAGCACGCCUCCACAGCUCCCCAUAAACAUCGAUCUGACGGAAGUCUCUAAGGCAUCUCUGGGACAGAACAAUGUUCGCUACGAGUUCAGCCUGCGGGCCAGCGAUCGCGUAAUGAUCUACAUAGCUCCAAUGGAUCAGGUCAAGGUCUCGCACUGGUCAUUUUACAAGACACCCCUCGAUGAGGGGCACACUCUGCCCUAUCUGAUGUACCACAUAUGUUAUUCCAUGACCGAGGAGCCCUUCGACUUCUGGGUGGAGCUCGAGCAUGAGGUCAGUAAUACGGAGGGACCGUAUAUCAAACUGGUAGUCUCGGAGCACCUCCUCUACCACAAGGAGCACUACACCGAGGACUUCCGGGAGUUCCUCGGAACUUUCCCCGACAUGACCUACACCACCGACUGGUAUUCGUCCUUGGAAAGCUGGGUAUUGUAAGCAGCGAAUAGUUUUAAGGAUACAUCGAUUUGUUAACUUAAUACAAAAUUU